Arctia plantaginis is the source of this 453-nucleotide messenger RNA. The record is from the annotation of a GenBank genome assembly. Lineage: Eukaryota; Metazoa; Arthropoda; Insecta; Lepidoptera; Erebidae.
AUGACGUCAUCCCAUUGUAGGAGUGCUACUCCGCCGCUUACUCGGACCUCAUCCACGGAUCUCGCGUGUCCUAUAUCGCCGGAUCUGUCGCGGCGCGCGCUCUCCCCAGAUCUAUCAAUAAACUUUACGCGCCAUCGUCCAUUGUCUCCGGACGUCUUGGAGCAUUGCCGACCUUUGUCCCCGGAUUUUGCUCGACGAUCGCGUUCACCAGCUAGACCGAGGUCGCUUAUGGAGUCGCUGCUGGUGGCGAAGAUGGAAGCUUUGAGUACGGGGAAGUUGGUGCGUACUGAUUCUAUGGACAGCUGUAGCAGCUUUGGGUCAAUGUCCUCAUUACCAAGUGAUGUGUGCCGUUGUGAUGAUUGUCUACUUGGAAUUGUGGACUUCUAUAUGCCAAAUCCUUCUGAAUUGAAUAAGACGUUAAAAAAGGUGAGUGAAAAUUGUUUUCUUUGUUAG